Messenger RNA from Manihot esculenta (cassava), 986 nucleotides. RefSeq lists its product as uncharacterized. The transcript has 5 exons. Gene Ontology annotation, molecular function: transcription coactivator activity; chromatin DNA binding. Gene Ontology annotation, cellular component: nucleus. Gene Ontology annotation, biological process: positive regulation of DNA-templated transcription. NCBI's taxonomy places the organism in Eukaryota, Viridiplantae, Streptophyta, Magnoliopsida, Malpighiales, Euphorbiaceae. The coding region runs from base 1 to 744 and encodes 247 amino acids. The record is from RefSeq and is a predicted model, not a curated record.
AUGGUAGAAGUCUCAUCAAAUAAACCGAGCCGGUGCGAUGCGAACGAUAAAUUAAAGAAAUUAAUAUUCGAAAAAACGCAGAGAAGAGAAAAUAUUACAUCGCACCGGCCACCGAGAGCAAGAAAAGAGAUGGCUCUGAACCCUCAGCUCUUCCAAAAUGGGAUGCCCGUUCCAUUUGUUAACGAGAUCUUUGUUUUGACUAGGGAUGGCGUCGAGUUCGAGAUUGACAAGAUCCCUGGAAGUCAUGGAGGUCAUGUUAAAGCUAAGGGAAUAAUCUACUUGUCAAAUAUUCGCAUGGUUUUUGUUGCAUAUAAACCUGUUGGAAACUUCACUGCUUUUGAUAUGCCCCUGCUUUAUAUUCAUGGUGAAAAAUUUAACCAACCAAUAUUCUUUUGCAACAACGUCUCCGGGCUUGUGGAACCAGUAGUCCCCGAAAAUGAGAAUGCUGCUCUCUACUCCACUCAUUCAUUCAAGAUUUUGUUCAAGGAAGGGGGUUGUGGAACCUUCAUUCCGCUCUUUUUCAACUUGCUCUCUUCAGUAAGGCAAUACAAUCAGCAACAAACCUCUGGAAUGGGGCCCCAGAUGAACCCUUUAGUAGCUGCGCAGACCCCAGUUGAUGAAAUGAUGAGACAUGCAUACGUUGAUCCUAAUGAUCCAACAAGAAUAUUUUUGCAGCAGCCCACUCCAGAAUCGGAGUUAAGGAGGCGCACAUACCAGUUGUCUCCAGCUGAACGCUCCAUGUAAUAACCCUUCUCUUUGUGGGAGUACUUAUCCAGCAAACUAGCUAAAUGCAAUUAUAUUUGUGAUGUUGUACAGAGCAAACCUAAUUACUGUAGUUGUCAAUAUAUGCUUUAAAUUGCUAUUUAAUUUGUUUAUCCAUGUCAUAUAUACGAUUUCUUGCGAAUACUGGGUGUGGCAUUCUUGCGUGAACUUCUUUACGGUGUUUGUUAUAUUAUUUCAUGAAAUAACUCUCCGUUUUCUUUUUA